AUGGCCACUUCUCGUCACUACUAUCAACCGGCCGCCUACUCCAUCCAUGCGCCUUCCAAGGCACCGGCGCCGGCGGGUCUUUAUCCCAUCUCCAGAGUGCCAGGCUCCCCACCGAGUCUUUCUGGUGCAAGCACCACUGUCGGCAGUCGCUCCUCCGGCGGACUCACUUUCAGCUCCGCUGGCGACUAUGACUCCAGCUCUGCAUCGUACUCUGGCGUCGAUGUCGUCGAUGUCCUGAGCGACCGCAUGCAGGAUGCAUUUGAUCCAACACCAUUGGACAAAGGUCUCGCACGACAGGCACAAACCUCGGGCCAGCUCAACGCAAAGCAACAAGAACUGCUAGAGCUCCAAGCCCUAGCCCAACGGCGACUGAAAGGCGUACGAGCCAAUUUCUCCGAGGGCCUGAAAACAGCACGAGAAACCAAGCGCGACCUAGAAUGGACGCAAAAGCGCGUGAGUGCCCUGAAAACUAAGGCCGAGAAGGCUCAUCCCGAGGAGUACCGCCGGUCUUCGAAGAAGUAUAGCUAUGACGCAUACUGA
Penicillium canescens is the source of this 540-nucleotide messenger RNA. RefSeq names its product KxDL motif-containing protein. Gene Ontology annotation, biological process: regulation of protein localization; endosome organization. The transcript is spliced from 3 exons. The coding region runs from base 1 to 540 and encodes 179 amino acids. Gene Ontology annotation, cellular component: endosome; BLOC-1 complex. The record is from RefSeq and is a predicted model, not a curated record. Lineage: Eukaryota; Fungi; Ascomycota; Eurotiomycetes; Eurotiales; Aspergillaceae.